Chaetomium fimeti is the source of this 645-nucleotide messenger RNA. RefSeq lists its product as uncharacterized. The transcript has 2 exons. The annotation marks the transcript as partial. NCBI's taxonomy places the organism in Eukaryota, Fungi, Ascomycota, Sordariomycetes, Sordariales, Chaetomiaceae. The record is from RefSeq and is a predicted model, not a curated record.
AGAUACCUUAGGUAUGGAACAGGACACAGAAAACAGCCAGACAAUCGAAACCACUCUCUUCCUACAUCUAGCACAACUUUUGGAACUUUUACGAUCGGCUUUUAUAUACGUUCACUUCCUCACUUACAUCUACCCUCUCUUUUGCUCUAUCGUUUCCGAUGGACGAAAAGCGGCCCGAUAAAGACCGUCAUCGAUACCUUGAAAGAGAGCGGCGCCCUCAACGAGAAGCUCGAAUACCAACCAAAGCACACUAUCCACAACAAGUAUAUGGAGUACAAGGCCGCUGAUAGAAGAGCCGGGGAGGAUAGAGUUGCUUAUAACCAAAAGGCCAACGAACUGAAGGUCAACGGUGCACAUGAGCAGGAAACGCACAAACAGCUAGCCCCAUUGGCGGCGGCAGCCUAUAAGAGCGCCAAGAUUCAUGCCGACAAACGCCGCGCAUUCAACGAGCGGUAUAAAGACGUGCUGGUGGCCAGGGGCAGGGACAUCUACAAGGGCCAUGUAGAGGCGGCCAAGAACGCAGAGGCCAGCUCGAAGAAGUAUGCGGCGAAGGCGCAGACGCAUCAGAAGGACAGGAAACGUUAGCGGUAGUGGGCUGAUGGCCCGACAACAGGUAUCUGCGUUGUGUGCGGGGGUUCGACCCAC